AUGUUCCCAAAACACAUGUGGGUACAUUACAAGAGACAGGUUCAUACAAAGUUAGGCUGCACAGGACAUUCCUUGCGUGCCCUGUACACUCCUCAGAACGUGUACUGCGUCCACAUCGACCAGAAGUCCUCGGAGGCCUUCAGGACGGCAGUGAGGGCUAUCGUAUCCUGUCUGUCUAAUGUGUUUGUGGCCAGUAAGUUAGAGAGUGUGGUAUACGCCUCCUGGUCCAGAGUGCAGACCGAUCUGAACUGUAUGGAGGAUCUCCUGAAGUCACCUGUCCAGUGGAGGUACCUGAUCAACACCUGUGGAACAGACUUCCCCAUUAAGACCAACGCUGAGAUGGUUCAGGCCCUCAAGCUGCAGAACGGUAGGAACAGCAUGGAGUCAGAGACCACCGACGACUAUAAAAACAACAGAUGGCAGUUUCACCACAAAAUCACCAGCAACAUGGUGGUCAAGACGAACAUUAGGAAGAGCCCUCCUCCAAUCAGCACCCCCAUGUUUUCUGGCAACGCCUACUUCCUGGUGUCCAGGGCCUUUGUCCGUCACGUGAUGGAGUCUCAGGAGGUCCAGGCGCUGUUGGAGUGGGAGAAGGACACCUAUAGUCCUGAUGAACACCUGUGGGCCACCCUGCAGCGAAUGCCCUCUGUACCAGGAUCUAACCCUCCGCACAUCAAGUACCAUGAAUCAGACAUGAACGCCAUUGCUCGCAUUGUGAAGUGGCGUUCCCUGGAAGGAGAUGUGAGGAACGGAGCCCCAUAUCCACCCUGCUCGGGUGUCUACAGGAGGUCCAUUUGUGUCUACGGGGCUGGAGAUCUCAGGUGGCUCCUACAACAUCACCACCUCAUCGCUAACAAGUUUGACCCUGAGGUGGAUGAUGUGGCUAUCAGGUGUCUGGAGUCGCACCUGCGCUUCAAAGCUACAUACCGUGUUUCACGAAGGACAGUGGAAUCCGAGAGGAUCUUACAAAAACUAUGAAAUGUUAAAAGUUGUAAAUAUGUUAAUGUGCAUUUAUUUGAAAUAUGUUUUGAAAUGUUGUAUAUUUCUGGUGGUACUGUAGAGAGGGUUGUAAAUACAGUAACGUAGGUUUUAUUUUAAAUAUACACUGAGUGUACAAAACAUUAGGAACACCUUCCUAAUAUUGAGUUGCACCCGCUUUCGCCCCCAGAUCAGCCUAAAUCCUCUGGGCGUGGACGCUACAAGGUGUCGAAAGCGUUCCACAGGGAUGCUGGCCCAUGUUGACUCCAAUGCUUCCCACAGUUGUGUCAGGUUGGCUGGAUGUCCUUUGGGUGGU
This is a messenger RNA of Oncorhynchus kisutch (coho salmon), 1294 nucleotides long. Its product is annotated as beta-1,3-galactosyl-O-glycosyl-glycoprotein beta-1,6-N-acetylglucosaminyltransferase 3-like. The record is from RefSeq and is a predicted model, not a curated record. Gene Ontology annotation, molecular function: acetylglucosaminyltransferase activity. The coding region runs from base 1 to 978 and encodes 325 amino acids. The transcript has 2 exons. Gene Ontology annotation, cellular component: membrane. NCBI's taxonomy places the organism in Eukaryota, Metazoa, Chordata, Actinopteri, Salmoniformes, Salmonidae.